Phyllotreta striolata is the source of this 1683-nucleotide messenger RNA. NCBI's taxonomy places the organism in Eukaryota, Metazoa, Arthropoda, Insecta, Coleoptera, Chrysomelidae. The record is from the annotation of a GenBank genome assembly.
AUGGAUACCUACGAUAUAUUCAAAAAGCUAAGCCGAGGAGCUAAAUUUUCUAAAAAAAAUAAUGCGAAACAGAUAAAUGGAGUAAAACUAGAGGAAGAGCCGCUACUAAUAAAGCAAGAACCUCGAGAUAAACAUAAAACAUCAAAGCCCGAAUUGAACCAGGAUAAUGCCAUUACACUCUUAAAUGGUAUGGUUACAGAAAAAAGAGGAAAGAAACGAAAGAUCACUGACGAUGAACAAAAAAUCAAACAAAUCGAACAGGAAAAGAUAAAUCACUAUAGAAAUAUUAACAAUAUUACAGUAGUUGGACGACACAUUCCUGAUCCUUGCAAAUCAUUCGAAGACUUUACAGUAGAUAACGAUAUUAUUAAUAAUUUAAAACAAUGCGGGUUUGAAGAACCGACGCCUAUUCAAAAACAAGCUGUACCAUUAAUGUUACAGGGAAGACAAAUUUUAGCUUGCGCACCUACAGGAUCAGGAAAAACGGCGGCAUUUUUAGUGCCUGUAAUACAGUCGUUGAAAGGGCCACAGAAACAAGGUUUUCGUGCUUUGAUUUUAUGCCCGACGAGAGAAUUGGCCAAGCAAACGCAGAGAGAAUGCGACAGGCUUGCCGACGGUAGAGGUUUUAGAGUCCAUAUAAUUAGUAAAAUAAAAAAAGCCAUGACUCAAUAUAACCCUAAUGGUUCACAAAAAUAUGAUAUAUUAGUUACUACUCCGAAUCGUUUGUGUUAUCUACUGAAACAGGACCCUCCAGCUUUAUCGUUAAGAAAUGUGGAAUGGUUGAUUAUUGAUGAAGCUGAUAAAUUAUUCGAAUCGGGAGUAAGAGGUUUCAGAGAACAACUAACUGAUAUUCUAAAAGCCUGCGACAAUGAAAACAGAAAAAUAGCCAUGUUUAGUGCCACUUACACUCCCGUCGUUGCAAAAUGGUGUGUUCACAAUAUGAAGGGAUUAGUAAGAAUCACCAUUGGUCAUCGAAAUGCCGCUACAGAGUUAGUAAAGCAGGAGCUUUUAUUCGUUGGCAAUGAGCACGGUAAAUUAUUAGCAUUUAGAGACCUGGUGAAGAAAGGUUUGAGCCCUCCGGUCCUAGUAUUUGUUCAAAGCAAAGAAAGAGCCCAACAAUUAUUCAACGAGCUAAUAUAUGAUGGAAUUAAUGUUGACGCAAUACAUUCUGAUAGAACGCAAUUACAGAGAGACAACACGGUGAGAUGUUUUCGAGAAGGGCGUAUAUGGGUGUUAAUUUGCACUGAACUGAUGGCCCGUGGUGUUGAUUUUAAAGGCGUUAAUUUAGUUAUUAAUUACGAUUUUCCGCCUUCUGCGAUAUCUUAUGUACACAGAAUUGGAAGGGCUGGUCGAGCGGGGAGAGAAGGGCAAGCUAUUACUUUUUUUACUACCGAAGAUACGACUAAUUUAAGAAGUAUUGCUCAUGUGCUUAAAGAAUCUGGUUGCGAAGUUCCUUCGUAUAUGCUGAAAUUAAAGAAGGUGUCGAAGGCCCAAAAGAAAAAACUUCAAGCUAGUGCUCCUAAAAGAGACGAAAUAGUUACAAAGCCUUUAUAUGAUAGAUUGAAAGGAGGCAAAAAGAUGAAAUUUAGAGAAAUUAGCAAAAAGAUAAAGGAAAAAAAGGAAAGUAAUGCUAAGAAGCCAAAGAAGAGGAAAAUUCACUUAACCAAUGGGGAAAAUGAAUAA